CCUGACGCAAGUCACGCAACGUCUGUGUAUUCGCGCAGGCUUGCAGUUCUUUCGUGUAACCUUCUUCUAACCUUACCAAACACGUUCCUUGAAAGCAUCUUCUUCAAACUGGAGAGCUGAGAUCGGAGGAGGACUGUCGAGAUCGUAGACAUUCUACAGCCAUAUUGUCGAGCCACUUCACGGACGCGAACACCACGCUCAUAUUUUUCUAUCAUUUCCAUCUUCAUUUCAAUGACAUCACUGAAGAAGGUCUUCACCAGGAGAAGCACAAUACCCCCCAGAUAAAACAGUAGUCGGAGAUGCCUUAUAUCAAACAGGAGGCGGAGCCCGAGACCCCAAUUAUUAAGGAAGAAGAACAGGAAGAUGAAAUCAGCACAUUUCCAUUGACUGUCAUUGUGAAGAGUGAAGAAGAUGAAGGUCCAAGCGAAGAGAGCGGCGCAGCGAAACCUUGGGGCGACAACUCGUUUCAUCACCUGACAACAAAAGACGUCACUGAAGAUCUUCACCCUGAAAUGCACAAUGCCACCCACGUUAUACUGGAGAAGUCGGAGAUACUGUAUAUUAAACAGCAGGCAGAGCCAGAGUCCCCCAGCAUUACAGAAGAAGAACAGGAAGAUGAAAUGACCAAAUGUCCAAUGACUGUCGUUGUGAAGAGAGAAGAAGAUAAAGGUACAAGCGAAGGGAGCGGAGCAGCGAAACCUCAAUCUCGACGCCUGACAACAAAAGGUGAGGGGGGAUCACAACCCGACGGCCUCUUAGCCCCGCUGUCGGAGAGCGAUGAUGUAACCUCUCACUCCGAAACCGACACGAAUGAGAAGGAUGUUGACUUUAAGCCAAAUUGUUCAAAAUCUUUAAAAAAGUCAUCACUGAAACGAGGAACGAAAGAACACUCUGGUGAGAAAUCUUUUAGCUGCUCUCAUUGCGAUAAAAGAUUUUCUCAGAAGAAACUGUUAACAAAACAUAUAAGAACACACACGAAGCCUUUUCUAUGCAACUUCUGUGGUAAAGGAUUCACUUUUGAGAUCUAUUUAACCAUGCACGCAAGAGCACACACCGGAGAGAAGCCUUUUGCCUGCACACUUUGCGAAAAAAGAUUUUCUUUGAAGCAUCACUUAACGAGACACUCUCGUACACACACUGGAGAGAAACCUUUUGCUUGCGCUCAUUGCGAUAAAAGUUUUUCUCAGAAGAUUCAUUUAAAUCGACAUAAACGUACACACACUGGAGAAAAGCCUUUUGCCUGCGCGGUUUGCGAGAAAACAUUUUCUCAGAUGUCUCAUUUAAAAAUACAUCAGCUUACACACACUGGAGAGAGGCCAUUUCCCUGCUCACUUUGUGGGAAAAGAUUUGCCCGGACGCAAGAUUUAAACAAACACAUAAGAAGACACGCCGGAAAGAAACCUUUUCCCGAUCAUUUUGAGAUUGAAGAUUUUGUCGUAAGCAACAAUUAAAGGGUAUGAAAACGCAAAGGGGGUGUGAGACAUCAAUAGAACCGUUAUGUGCCAAGUUAACAAAAAAAUAUCAAUCUCAUUAAUGAGCAAUUAUCGAAAAUAGAUCGAAAAUGACGAACAUUUCCGAAAGUGUUCCGGAAACAGCCGAAUGGGGCGGAGACGUCAUAACAAGGAAACAAAAGGUCGAGGCAGGUGCCAUCGUUGUUUAUCGACGAGAGAGUUGCGUUCCUGUUCUAUCAGAAAAUCGCUAAAAUGGUUCAAAUCUGUCAUGCUAUGUGGUUUACAAAUAGCCAUUUGUCGCAAUGUAGUACCCAUGACUUCCCAAACGCGAGAAAAAGAGCUGGACUACGCAGACAAUGGGUAAAGUUCGUCAGUGCUAAGAGGGCUAAUUUUGCAAUUUUACAGGGAAACGUGAACCUGACGAGCCAGAAGAUGUGCCUACAACCUCAAAGAAAACAAAAUUUAUGCUACUUCCCAAUUACUAAAGACCCACGAACUGCGAAGGAGUAAAUUCGUGACCCGUAUGUGAAUAAAUCGAGUGAUUCGAGCAUGUCUGUGGAACAGGAAUAUCAGCUUGUAGAGAUCGCAAAUCACGGCGACUUAAACGUACAUUUGAGACAACAACUCUACCGAAGUCCUGGAUUAAAGUUGUUUCGGAAUAUCCCGACAUCGCUUGGAGCGCGCUGAAAACUGCUACAAUUUCCAACAUCGCUAGCUUGAUGCUAGCUUCUCUCACUCUCCCAUCUCGUCUUAACGAAUUCAGCGGGUGAGUUGUAUAUUUUCCCUGCACUUAACACGACGGGGCUAAAAACAAAUGCUAUUUUAUAUUUGCUGUAUUUUUCUGCCGCACAUUGCCGGUGUUCUGACAAAGUUGGCAUGCGCGUAACGUUAAAAAGGACCGCGAAUGCAGCGAUUCCUAAGUACACACUACAAACUUUCUUUUAAGAAAGGAAUAUUAACUUACGUUUGCCAUGUUUGGCGCACACAACAACUGCACGUAGCCCUCUCACUUAACGACUUCGCCGUGUCGUUAAGCGUUAAUUUACGCCAUUUCCGUGUUGCACAUGUAUGUUUGUGAUGUAAAUAGUUUUUUAGCACCAUUGGAUAACAUUGAGAGUCCAACUGAAUAUAAAAGAGGGACACUGGUCCGUGAAAAAAAGACCCAAAUCACACCGGGGACCCCUGCUCUAAUCCAAUUCAUAUUUGUGUCAGUUGGCAGAGCGAAACCGAUGAUAGCAUAUUAAAUGAUACUUAUUCUAUACAUUACUUUAUUUUGCGGUCACGGUGUAUCAGCUUCACAAAAAGAAAUGCAAAACAUACCAUUUGGUGUUUCCCCACACGAACUGUUGUCGGGGUUGAUUCAGUGUGAUUGCUCCCCUCAAUGAUCCUUUCAUUAGGCUGCAUUGGCUUUCGUUUGGGCUCAAAUUGUUAACCCAAAACACCAAAGAAAGGUUCAUAACUCUCCUCUUCACCAUUAGAAGAAUGUUCGUUACGUCGGAUUCGUCGCUGCAACUAGAAACGUAAUUGUCCGCCAUCAUCGCCGCCAUUCAGUACUAAAGCACUGAGCCGGUUGUUUCCUUGUUUUGAUGUCACGCACACAAUUUGCCAGAUUUCCGGGAUCUUGGGGGCGGGUCUUUUUAGCUUGAAAUUGACCCAAAUUUCUCUCAUUUUCUUGGUGUUGCGAUGUGUGUAAUUACACGAAGUGACAUGAUAUGAAUCCAAAAGGCAUUCGUUUAUGGAUAAAUGAUGGAAUAUUAGCAUUUCCCCAGGUGUUCACAUACACUUUAACAACACACACUGGAGGAAAAUAUUUUCUUUGCACAUUUUGUGGUAAUAGGUUCACUUGCAAGUAGACAUGUUCUUAUUACCGGUUUUAAGGUAUACCGUGGCAUGAAAACAUCACUGUUUUAAAACCGCAAAAAUUUCCGUCAUACCGUCCCUUCAGCGAUUUAUUAUUUUUUUUAAUGUCCCAUAAAUGCAAGGCUGCAAGGCUCAACCCUCCCCCACCGGUUGUUGCUCAGUGUCAGUCAGCUGUGCUACACGAUGGCUGGAGGAGGUGAAACUCCUCAACUUUUUCCCCCAUGGAAGAAAACGCAAUCGCUGGUAUGGGAAUACUUCGGCUACAGAAUAGUUACAAACAGCCGCGGCUUAGAGAAGGGCCAACCAACAUGUUUGCGGAGGGUGGCUGCCAAAGGAGGCAAUACCUCCAAUAUGAUUUCUCAUUUAUACAAAAUUAGUUCGUAAACACUGUCAUGAACGUUUCCAACCAGCAUCGAAAGUUAACUCCAGCGUGUUUAGUGGGUCUAGUGGUUGUUUUUCUCUGGCAACUGUAUGUUUUGAGAAAGAGAGUGUGUGUAUGAUGGAAACAUAUACGAGUCAUACACACGUGCUUUUAUAGAAAAUAAUAAAAUUUUUGUUCUGAUGGUAAUAAUGUUGAGCUGUGGCUGUGGGUUUAGGCUCACUUAAAGGACUUUAUUUUAUCAUUUAUUUCAUCAUCAUAUCAUCAUUUAUUUUAACAUUAUACUUAUGUUCAAAUUUGCUAACAUGCUUUGAAAAAUAAACAAUCCUGUUCAAUGGAAAAAACUUCAUUUAUUUUUUAACCCAGAUAUCUCAGAUUAACACAUUCUAGAGCUUUAUUUGCAUUACCUUGAUACCAUGAUAUUUCGGCUUAAGGUUACCAUAACAUCAGAAUCUCAAACCGGCACAUGCCUACUUGCAAGGGACAUUUUGAAUUGCACAUAAGGGAACACCUUUCAUUUGCAGUGUGUGACAAAAUAUUCUGAAUACUGCCACGCAUUUACAGUGGGAAAAGCAUUUCAAUUUCCUCAUUCAGUAUUUCUUGAGCCUCUUUUAAAAAAGUAGUUCUUGUGAUUUUGACACCUAUGCAAUGUUCUGGAUUUUGUUUUUUAAUUCAAUGAAUUGCAUUACAUCUCGUUCUGAUGAGAUUGUUCCAUAACUUACUGCUUCCUGCAUUUUGCUAUUUUACAUCUGGAAAUUUGAGUCUAGACUAGUAAACCAGUUUUGCUAAUGUUACCAUGACAACUUGUACACUUCUUGUUCUUGACCUGAACUAACGAAAGUUGAAACAAAAUGUGCCUGACCUUGUGUGAAAUGUGAUCUUUAUCGUGCAUUUAACUACACCCAGAUAUUACAGGCUGGUCAAACGUCGAUCCCUUUGUCGACGACCCCCUUCCCUUUCCUGACCCCACAGAUUUAGAUACUACUAUUUACUCCUUAGUGCUUUUUGAUAUUUUACUUCUGAAUGUUGGCAUUUGUCAGCCAGUUCUGUAUCUCCCCGAAACCAACUUCCUCCCUUCUUUCUCUCUCACACUGUUUACAAAACAUCAAUUAAUGGUUCUCCUCAAACCUCCCAAUAGCCCCAAACCAAGUUCUUCUAGUCCCCACCAUGCUCAUACAGUGGGGAGAACAAGUAUUUGAUACACUGCCGAUUUUGCUGGUUUUCCCACUUGCAAGCCAUGUAGAGGUCUGUAAUUUGUAUCAUAAAUUCUCUUCAACUGUGAGGGACGAAAUCUAAUACAAAAAUCCAGAAAAUCACAUUGUAUAAUUUUUAAAUAAUAAAUUUGUAUUUAACUGCAUGAAAUAAGUAUUUGAUACAUUACCAACAAGUAAAUAUUUCGGCUCUUAGUUCUUUUUAAGAAACCCUCCUGUUCUCCACUCAUUACCGGAAGUAAUUGCACCUGUUUGAACUUGUUACCUAUAUGAAAGACACCUGUUCACAUGCUCAAACAAACAAACUCCAACCUAUCCACAAUGGCCAAGACCAAAGAGCUGUGUAAGGACAUCAGGGAUAAAAUAAUAGACCUGAACAAGGCUGGGAUGGGCUACAGGAAAAUAAGCAAGCAGCUUGGUCAGGAGUUAACAACUGUUGGAGCGAUUAUUAGAAAAUGGAAGAAGUUCAAGUGGACGGUCAAUCUGCCUCGUUCUGGGUCUCCAUGCAAGAUCUCACCUCGUGGGGCAUCACUGAUCAUGAGGAAGGUGAUGGAUCAGCCCAGAACUACACGGCAGGACCUGGUCAAUGACCUGAAGAGAGCUGGAACCACAGUUUCGAAGAAAACCAUCGGAAACACAUUACACCGUCAUGGAUUAAAAUCCUACGGCACACGCAAGGUCCCGCUGCUGAAGCCAGUGCAUGUCCAGACACGUCUGAAGCUUGCCACUGACCAUCUGGAUGAUACAGAGGAGCAAUGGGAGAAGGUCAUGUGGUCGGAUGAGACCAAAAUGGAACUUUUUGGUCUAAACUUGUCGUGUUUGGAGGAAAAAGAAGGAUGAGUACAACCCCAAGAACACCAUCCCAACCGUGAAACAUGGAGGAGGAAACAUUUUUUGGGGCUGCUUCUCUGCCAAGGGUACAGGACGACUGCACCGUAUUGAGGGGAGGAUGAAUGGGGCUAUGUAUCGCCAGAUCUUGGCUGACAACCUCCUUCCUUCAGUGAGAGCCCUGAAGCUGGGUCUUCAAGCAUGACAACGACCCAAAGCACACAGCCAUGUCAUUUAAAGAGUGGCUCCGUAAGAAGCAUCUUAAGGUUUUGGAGUGGCCUAGCCAGUCACCAGAUCUGAACCCGAUAGAAAAUCUAUGGAGGGAGCUGAAAGUCCGUGUUGCCCGGCAAGAGCCCGGAAACUUGAAGGCUCUGGAGAAGAUCUGCAUGGAGGAGUGGGCCAAAAUCCCUGCUGCAGUGUGUGCAAACCUUGUCAAGGACUACAGGAAACGUUUGGUAUCUGUAAUAGCAAACAAAGGUUUCUGUACUAAAUACUAAGUUCGAUUUUUGUGAUGUAUCAAAUACUUAUUUCAUGCAAUUAAAUGCAAAUUUAUUAUUUAAAAAUCAUACGUGAUUUUCUGUUUUUUUGUAUUAGAUUCCGUACCUCACAGUUGAAGAGAACUUAUGAUACAA
Corythoichthys intestinalis (scribbled pipefish) is the source of this 6361-nucleotide messenger RNA. Its product is annotated as gastrula zinc finger protein XlCGF52.1-like. Gene Ontology annotation, molecular function: DNA-binding transcription factor activity, RNA polymerase II-specific; RNA polymerase II cis-regulatory region sequence-specific DNA binding. Lineage: Eukaryota; Metazoa; Chordata; Actinopteri; Syngnathiformes; Syngnathidae. The transcript is spliced from 4 exons. The coding region runs from base 300 to 1451 and encodes 383 amino acids. The record is from RefSeq and is a predicted model, not a curated record. Gene Ontology annotation, biological process: regulation of transcription by RNA polymerase II. Gene Ontology annotation, cellular component: nucleus.